Messenger RNA from Plutella xylostella (diamondback moth), 2058 nucleotides. RefSeq lists its product as uncharacterized. Lineage: Eukaryota; Metazoa; Arthropoda; Insecta; Lepidoptera; Plutellidae. The record is from RefSeq and is a predicted model, not a curated record.
ACGAAUGCAUUGAACGAAUUUUCCCCUGGCCGUUCCAGGGUAGGUUUAGUACGGCGAGGGUAGCCGGCGGGAGCGGUCGCGCGGUCGAGUCACGUACGCAGGAGCGAUUAAAAAUCUCGAAUCGGAAUACGAAUUCGGUAGGAAACGGUAGCGUUCUAUUUUUAAAAGUGUUAUGAAUCAGUGUGUCCCGGAUGCCUGCGGGAGCGAGCGGCGCUGAGAGCGGCCUGCAGUAAGAUCACCAACAUGGCUCGGUCAGCCCCGAAGCUGGCCCUGGGCGUGAUGGAGCGCGUGCGGCACGGGCGGGCGGCCUCAAGAGCCCCCGACGCGCCCGCCGCCGCCGCCACCGCCGCGCCCCCCACCGCCGCCACCAUCGCCGGGCCCCCGGCCAACGGCAAGAGACCCACACCCAUCGUCAUAUACCCUACAGUGUCGCCGGAGUCGAUCGUGGUGCCGAUAGUGUCGUGCAUCUUCGGGUUCCCGCUGCUGGCGCUCACCGUCAUCUGCUGCCUGCGCCGCCGCGCCAAGCUCGCCAGGGAGCGCGCCCGGCGGCGCAACUGCGAGCUGGACCGCGGGGAGCUGUCCGUGGUGCGCCUGUCCCCGGUGAAGGCGCGGCUGCGCGCCGUGAGCCUGGUGCGGCCCCCGCGCGCCGCCGAGCUGGACACUGUGCUGGAGGAGCGCUCCGACCCCGAGCAGACCACGCUCUCGCAGGUGGAGACGACGCCGGACCGCGAGGUGGGUGCGCUGCUGUGCGGGGGCGGGGGCGGCGGCGGCGGGGCCGCGCUGGCGGGGGCGCUGGGGGGCGGCAGCUAGCGGCGCGGCUCGGCGGCGGUGGGUGCGCGCUCGCCGCUGUGGGCCGCGCUCACCAGCCAGCCGCUCGACGAGGACGACGACCCCGCCGCCGACGACAGCUAGCCCCGCCUGGAGGAGCACGUCGUCGCCGACAUCGGCGAGCGGAUGAAGCUCUUCCUCGACAUACCCCUGCGAUUCUAAACACAAUCUAGCGAUGGACUACCGACGUGACCUCAGUUCGAGAGUCAAUCGAACAGUGCUGACUCAUGGUUCCCGUUAAGUGACAAGUGACUCGUGUAAAUGAUGGACCUUAAAUAAAUGGCUUCGGCCCGACACGCCUACGCUUACAAAAAUAUCAUAUAGAUGGAUAGACGUAUUUGAAUAUGUAGUACACGAUAGGUCAAGUAGCUGUCGGCGGCGUGUAGUACGUAGAGGGCUUUCAGUCGUCCCUGCAGGCGCGGGGCGCGCCCAGGGCAAGUGGAAAUGGGUCACACACACAGCUGAAAAAAUAGAUACUGUUGGAUUAUCGAAAGUUUAUAACGGCUUAUUUAUAUUUGUAAAAAAUACUUAGGUGUUGUAUGGGAUAGAUGGGUCUUCAAAGUGUUCAAUAUCAUAUCGGCGAAAUAAAAUUAAAACGAGAACCUUCUAUUACGAAAUGAAAAUGUUGUAAUUCUAUGUAGGCGUUCGAGCGAGAGUGUGCAUAAUCUAAACAAUCAAUGUACAAAUAAGUCAAAGCAACGCGAUUUAUAAUCAGCCUCUAGCUACUGUCAGACAUUUUCAUAAAGAGGUAAAGGUUUUGGAGGCUCCCCAGUGACCAAGCAUUUAGAAUCGUAGGUAGCACUUAGAUUAAAAGAAAAGCAAAAGAUUGUAUUUAAGUGUAUUGAAUAUAGAUUUAUUACCUACUGAAUAGAUGAAACUUGUCAAUGUGAUGUCGUUAAUGUUAUUGAAGAAUGUAUCAAUGUAAUAAAUGUCCACAUCUCAGUAAAUCGUUGCGAUAUGUAAUCGUUCGAUUCUCCGUAUGUAGUACCCACCUACCUGCCUACGUAGCUAGAUACCUACUCUCUGAAGAGAUUGUAAUCACUGAAGUUACUCAAAGCCCUUUUGUAGUUCUGCCCUUCAAUGCACACCUUUCUAUUAAUAUUAAUAUCAUAAGUAUAUUAUGUGGCUUCAUCGAAUUAUGAAUAAGUUUUUAAUUUAUUUGUCGUUGUAAUUUCACAAUCAUAGAUUUAUUGUAAUUUAUUAAAAGAUUAAAUUAUUAUGUUGAUGUAA